Messenger RNA from Notodromas monacha, 1774 nucleotides. NCBI's taxonomy places the organism in Eukaryota, Metazoa, Arthropoda, Ostracoda, Podocopida, Cyprididae. The record is from the annotation of a GenBank genome assembly.
AUGAACUUUGAAGCGUUUUACGCUUUGAAAGCAGUGGAAGCAUCCAAACUGCAGGACCUGACAGAGAAGCUCAACUAUGUUGUCUUGUCCUUGUCACAGAUUGAUGGCAAUGUCAAGGGUUUGCAGGAAAGAGCACAUGUUUGGGACACUUUCCAGUUGCAUGUGUCCUCCUGGAAUGAGCAGAUCAAAGCUGUUGACAGAAAACUGGACUUACUCAGCAGAAGUUCCUCCAUCAGUUCAGCAAGGCCUGGGUUCCCAUUGGAGUUGGAGAACCGCUUGUCCUUGCUUGUCCAAAAACUGGAAAAUGGUCCAACUGGCAGCAGUCAAACUGAGGACCAAACUGCUUCUGGACAGCAAUCAUCAUUAUCCUCAUCAACAUCAUCAUCUUCUUCUUCUUCUUCUUCUUCAUCAAAUGGUGCUUUUUCAAGAGACCCCCUGGUGGCAGAAUUUGCAGCAAAAGGUGUCAUGACAACCCUCAAGUCCCUGGACUCCAAAAUUGAUAACAUUUUGCGCAGAGACCAUGAAGCUGAGAACAAAGUUUUUGUUGCUACUGUAAUAGAGGAACUUCUGGAGACUGGGGCAUGUGUUGCCUUCAGGCCAACAACCUCAUCAACAGCUGCUGGAAGUGAUUCUGACGAUUCUGAUGCUGACUUGACCCUUUCUGGUGAUGGAGAAACCUGUAAAAGAAACAACAGUGAAGUGCAGCAGAAUGUGAGGAAGCUGAUGGAAAUGGUUGGUGACCUGAGAAGUGACAUGAUGACUCACCUAGAUGAAGACAACUCUGGUUGCCACUCCAAAUCCAAGCAUACAUUUCCUGAAGAUAUUCUCAAGGCCAGUACCAAGCUGAUCACAACAGAGAUAGAAGCUGUGGCCAAAGAAGUAUCUGGGCUCAGACAAGCUGUCAGCAACACUGGCUUGAUGAGUACAAGUGCAUCAGAUGCGACAUCUAUGGGAUCAGGAAGCAAACAAAAGUACCCCAGCUUUUGUGUGACCACUUGGAAUGAGAUGGAGAAAAGGUCAAAGUUCAAGUUUUCUUCCAUCACCAACCAUGUUGAGGAGACUCACAAAUGUUGCUAUGACCAGACUCACAGGUUCAAGGGUUUCCAGGCCACCACUGAGUUCAAGCUUGGGCAACUGGAUGAAGUACUGAGGACACAUGAAUUCAAUGAUGAAAGGCGCCUGGGGUUGAUUCAAGAUCAUUACACUAGACAAAUGGCUGAACUUCUCAACAGGGUUGACAGGUUGUCCCUGAAAUUGGACAAGAACUGCUUUGGCUCAAAAGAUGCUGGAAAAGCUUCCAAGAUAAUUUUGAAUGAAUCAACCAACUACACCUUGAUCAUCAAUGGAUACUCUGGGAAUGCAUCAGACUCCCUAUCAGCCCACAAUGGAUCCAUGUUCAGCACAUAUGAUAGAACAAAUGACAGAGCUCCAGAAUGUUGCCCUUGUUCUCCUGCUUAUGGGUCAAGUGGCUGGUGGUUCUAUGCUUGCUUUGAGUCCAAUCUCACUGGGCCUUAUUUUGGUGAAAAUGAAGAUAACUUGCAUUUCCAAGGAAUAAUCUGGGAACACUUCAAGGGUGACUACAGCUUGAAGAGGGCAGAAAUGAAGGUGAGACCAAGAAAAUUCAAACCAAAGCAAAGUGGGAGUGAAAAUCCAAGCAAGGCUCCCAAGUUGGAUCCCUGGUGGUCUACCAUUCCCAUUGCAGAGGACCCUUGAAAUUCAGUUCUUCAUCCAUUCCAUGUUUUCCUGAAAUGAAUCUAUUAUUUUUGGGUAUACA